AGCCUUGGAGAUGGGGGUGGGGAGAAGGGGGCCGAGCCGCCGCCGCCGUCGCCGCCGCCGCCGCUGUCGCCGCAGUUGCGGUGGGUGUUUGUGUUUGGGGCCGGGCAGCUUGGACCUCGGCCGUAUUAUGUCCGUGUGAGGAUCCCCCAGGGUCCCUCGACAGUCCGGAGCCUCCUCCGAUUCCCCCCCACCCCUGGCGCCAUGGGGUCCAUCCUAAGCCGCCGGAUCGCCGGGGUGGAGGACAUCGACAUUCAGGCGAACUCGGCCUAUCGGUACCCUCCCAAGUCCGGAAACUACUUUGCCACCCACUUUUUCAUGGGAGGUGAGAAAUUCGACACCCCUCACCCUGAGGGUUACCUCUUUGGAGAGAACAUGGAUCUGAACUUCCUGGGCAACAGACCAGUGCAGUUUCCCUAUGUGACUCCUGCUCCCCAUGAACCUGUGAAGACCCUAAGAAGCUUGGUGAAUAUUCGCAAAGACUCCUUACGACUUGUGAGGUACAAAGAUGAUGCUGACAGUCCAACAGAAGAGAAUGAGAAGCCAAGAGUCAUGUAUAGCUUGGAGUUCACUUUUGAUGCUGAUGCACGAGUGGCUAUCACAAUAUAUUGCCAGGCAGUGGAGGAGUUCAUGAAUGGGAUGGCAGUAUACAGCACAAAGAAUCCUUCUUUGCAGUCCGAGACAGUCCAUUAUAAGAGAGGGGUGAGCCAGCAAUUUUCCCUUCCUUCCUUCAAGAUUGAUUUCUCAGAAUGGAAAGAUGAUGAGUUGAACUUUGAUCUGGACCGGGGUGUAUUCCCAGUAGUGAUCCAAGCUGUUGUAGAUGAAGGAGAUGUUGUGGAAGUGACUGGUCAUGCCCAUGUAUUAUUAGCUGCUUUUGAGAAGCACGUUGAUGGCAGCUUCUCUGUGAAACCUUUAAAACAGAAGCAGAUUGUGGAUCGAGUCAGCUACCUCCUCCAGGAAAUCUAUGGUAUUGAGAACAAAAACAACCAGGAAACCAAGCCCUCUGAUGAUGAGAACAGCGAUAAUAGCAACGAAUGUGUUGUGUGUCUAUCUGAUCUGCGAGACACCCUGAUCCUUCCCUGCCGACACCUUUGCCUUUGUAACUCAUGUGCUGAUACUCUACGCUAUCAAGCAAAUAAUUGUCCCAUCUGCAGGCUACCUUUUCGGGCCCUCCUACAGAUCCGGGCAGUGAGGAAGAAGCCAGGAGCACUGUCCCCUGUCUCAUUCAGUCCUGUUUUAGCACAGAGCAUGGAUCACGAUGAACACUCUUGUCCCUUUAAAAAAUCAAAGUCGAACCCUGUCUCUUUGGCCAGCAAGAAACCUAAAAGGGAAACAAACUCUGACAACAUCCCACCUGGAUAUGAACCCAUCUCUUUGCUGGAAGCUCUGAAUGGCCUUCGCUCCAUCUCUCCUGCUAUUCCUUCAGCUCCUCUUUAUGAAGAAAUCACUUAUUCAGGGGUUUCUGAUGGGCUCCCUCAAGCUGGUUGUCCUCUUGCUGGGCUCGAUAGAGCCUUGGAGAGCAGCCUUCAAAAAAACAAGCCAAACAAGUCUCCAGACAGCACAUUGCGUUCUCCAUCAUCUCCUAUCCAUGAAGAAGAUGAAGAGAAACUGUCUGAAGACUCAGACUCACCUCCCCCGCUAAGUGGGGCUGAGCUCGCCCUUCGGGAGAGCAGUUCACCAGAGAGCUUCAUAACUGAAGAAAUUGAAGAAGUGCCAUCUCUAAAGCAAGAGAGCCAAGCCCCAUCUAUAGAGGACGUCUUACAAGACAGCAGCACUGAGCAUAGAAGCCUUAAUCAACCUGGGAUUGAUCCUCCAGCUGACAUAUACUUACCAGGAAGUUCAGCCUCAAUGGAAACUCCCCAAAGCCACAGUGUGAAUGGUUCUACUCGGCCUCCAGUCUGUGACCCCAGCCCUGAGUAUCGGGAGGCUGAACUGACUUCUCUCUAAGAUCUCAACCAGGGAGUGGUUUGGAACCUUCAGCUCAUUAGGCCUUUGUGAAAGGGCCUUUCGAUCUGGACACCAAAAUACACGCACAGACUCUUCUUUCUCUCCAUCCUCUGUGGGAAUACUAGGCUCUGAGAUGCCACACAGACUUUGACCAAAAGAGCACAGCUAACCUUACACUCUGAUUACUUCCCUUUUUGUAUGUUAAAUUUAUUUGUAAAUGGUACACGAUGAAGGACAGCAGCUUUUAUCAUGCAGCCAUUGAGGGCUUUUUUUUUUCCCUGUAGGACCCCAUUGUUUGGGGUAAGCAGGACUCACGAGGUAGUUCCUUCUCCUAGAGCAGAAAUAACUGCUUAAAAGGCCAGCCUGGAGUUGGCACAAUUUGCAUUUUUAAAGCCUGGAAUAUAUCUGAAACUUGGGGUUCAGGACUGGUAAGCUCCCUAUGGUGGCAUUUAUGUCCACAGCAGAGAUUUUAGGGGGUAGGUGAGAUAUUUUCUUCUAAGGUGGUUUUGAGAGGGAGAUUUUAAAUUUGUUUUUUGUGGGAGGGAGGAAGAAGAAACUUACAAAAGAAGGAGGGGAAUCAAAUCAAAAGUGUAUGAAGGAAAAUAUAGUGUAUAUUUUGUAACACCCAGUGGCUCAUGAUAGCCUUUUGCUGUUGCUGGUGUUUGCUUGACAACAUGCUUGUUUGCCACAAACAUGAUCCUCCUGCAGCAGCACCUGUCCAUGUAGUGUCUUCUUAUUCAUGCCUCUUUAUGAUGUGACUGCUCUCUUUGCUUUGUAUUUCAGCAGUUGGCCAUUUGGGUUUAAAGCAAUUAAUCCUGUCCUCCAAGGGGAUUCUAAGAUCAUUUUUUUUCUUCACCAAGACUUUUCAGGGUGAGAUUUCAUCUAAUUGAAGGAUGCUGAUUUUAGAAGCAAAACAGACUCUACCAGGUCUACUUAAUGAGCUCCAAGCUUGAAUCAAAAUAGCACCCUCUUCUCUGGGAAAAUAGUUAAGACUACACGAAUCUGAGUUGAGAUCUACCAGGAAAGUCUAGAGAUGUUACGUUCACUUGGUGUAGCCUCCCUUGCAAGUGCCCGGAAAAGGGAACUGCAGUUUGAGAAUGGAUUUUGGUUAAGAUUCAAAAGCACAGAAAAGGAAGAUUUGGGUUUUAAACAAAGUCCGCACUUUGCCUGCCAUAUGCAUUUCCUAGUUAGGUGCCUUUCUCUGAGUGCUGAGCUUCAUAGAAGUUUCCAGAGUGUCUAAUUCAUAUAGUGGAUUAGGAACUCCUUUGACGUCAGUAGCUGCCAAAUUGGCAUGGCCAGCCCUGAAACAGAGCUUCUCUUUCCCAUGGAGAGAGUACCCGAUACGCCUCCUGUCCUGAUAGUCUAAAAUUGCCCCCUGGGUUGGUUUGGGGUUUAUUAGGGGAAUUUGUUUGAGACAGAUGACUCCUCCUCUCCCAUAGUUAACACGGGCUGCCUAGGAUUUCAUUAUCCUCAUGAUCUCACCCUCCAGAUGGUAUUCCAUCUUCCAAGAUAACCUUUCCUGCAUUACCAUUUAAAAGGAAAUGUCUUGACCAAAAGGAAAAAUUCUGGGAGGCUGGUACUCAUUGCGAGGUUUUCAGUUUAUUGUUCAACAGCAGCCAAACAAGAAUGCAGUCAAUCGCCUCUAACAAAAAAGCAGUGGCCUCAGCAGUGGCCCUCUUAUCCAUGGGUAAAUUUGGUUCUAUUUUAGUAAAAUGUGAGACCUAACCCAUUAGUGGUUGGAAUGGAUAAACUCUUGUCUAAAAUAUAAUAGUUUUUGCUCACCAACUCCCUCUCCUGGACCCUCAGAAUCUGGAGUCUUUAGGCAACUGAUUUUCAGAACGCGAUUGGACUUGGCAAAGACAGCUCAGAAAGAGACCAAGCCUCAUGCAUGGGGCCCUUUCUUUGACCUCACGUAACAAAAUGUCUGGCAUUUCUUGCCAGAAGUUGGGCCCCUCCCAUGACUUGUCUCAAGUAUUCAUUUGGAACUUGAUAGACAUCCUGAGGCACAAGUCAUAUGCCACAAGUUGAAGUAACCGUCCAAGGUUGUUUUCCUGAACUAGGCUUUUUCAGAAGGUCAUUAAAUGUUUAUGCUGAAACUGACACAAAGAUCCUGCCUGAAAUAUGAAGACCCUUCAGUGGGAGGCAUCCCAGCAUUCCUCAUAAACCAAGCCCACCUAAAGGCAAGCAGGUCUAAGGAGGUGGGGAGAGGCCUGGCCUUCCUUUUUAAGCCUCAGUUAACAAUAAACCUGAGGAAUUGCACUCUAGUUAAUGCUACUGGGUUAAGACAGACAAUAGUUAUGUUCCAACUGAACUGCAGGUACAGAUUUCCGGCUGAGAAAACAGGCUAUCAGAGUCCAGAUGGAGAGCCAGAGUAAUUGGCUUCUGGAAGUGGCCUUCUCACAGCAUGUUUGUGUGUGUUGUCAGUAAACAGGCAAUAUUUUUUCCCUCUAUCCAUCCUUAUCAAUGCAUAUAGUUUUGUCCAGAGACCUUGUAUAGGGUGCCUUGUUUUUUGCACAGUGGGACAAACUGGAGUAGAGUUGUAUAAUUGAAGACACUAAUUUUUUUUCUGUAAUUGCCACUUGUGAAUUUUGUCAUGUGGCUCCUACUCAUGACUCUUUCCUGCCUCUGGAGACAGGUUACUUUGUGCACAUAGCUUUGUUCACAGCACCCCGGGGUUUUCCCAAAUCCCAAUCCUUUCUAUCCAAGCUCCCCAUAGACAUAGUCUGGCUUUCUCCUUCCUGCACGCUGCUUCCCUUUUUUCCCAUCAAGCCCCUUUAAGACCUUUUCUCUUUCAUUUCGGUGCCAGUACUUUGUUUAAACAAUGGAACGAAGAUUUGUUCAUUCUGGAAACAUGCUAUUAUUUGAUGUAGUCUGAUUGGGUAGUUUUUUGUUUAUAUAUUUAUAGUAAUAAAUUCAUGCAGCAAUAUACCAUGUGUUUAUCAUUUCCUCUGAAUAGGAAUCAGAUGAAUUGUGACUGGAUCUCUAGUUGAAUGUUAACUAAUCAGUUUUCAUUAAAUUUUUACCAUUCUAUAAGA
Molecule: messenger RNA, 4979 nt
Organism: Sarcophilus harrisii (Tasmanian devil)
Lineage: Eukaryota; Metazoa; Chordata; Mammalia; Dasyuromorphia; Dasyuridae
Gene: MGRN1
Product: mahogunin ring finger 1
Exons: 17
Coding region: 202-1944 (580 amino acids)
Biological process (GO): negative regulation of G protein-coupled receptor signaling pathway; protein ubiquitination; endosome to lysosome transport
Cellular component (GO): cytoplasm; plasma membrane; nucleus
Molecular function (GO): ubiquitin protein ligase activity
Source: RefSeq, a predicted model, not a curated record